Messenger RNA from Penicillium canariense, 249 nucleotides. RefSeq lists its product as uncharacterized. The record is from RefSeq and is a predicted model, not a curated record. NCBI's taxonomy places the organism in Eukaryota, Fungi, Ascomycota, Eurotiomycetes, Eurotiales, Aspergillaceae. Bases 1 to 249 code for a protein of 82 amino acids. The transcript is spliced from 2 exons.
AUGGUGCAGGGAACCAAGUACCGGGUUGAUCUAGGCGAUCUGAAUGAUCGGGUGAUGAGCUCGGCUCUGGGCUCGACGUCGGGAGUCAACGGGCUCCCAACCUCGCAGCUGCCAUCUCAAAAAGCAGAUCUCCACUGGUGGGCACUAGACUGGCGGGAACUCCUAGCUAUUGGCCCUCGACUGGCCGCGGAAGGGCAGCUUGAGAAGCCGGGCCCCAGGGAGGUCCCCAGUGGGGGCGCAGUGGCGUGA